GAAACUUUUAUGUGCUUGGAUCGUGUUUUUGUUGUUUCUGCCUUUCGCUCUCCUAUCGGCUCUUUUAAUGGAUUAUUAUCAAGCUGUGGUCCAGUACAGUUGAGUGAGGCUGUUAUAUCAUAUGCACUAAAAGAAUGUGAAUGCGAUCCAAAAGAUGUGGAUGAAUUAAUAAUGGGGCAUGUUCUGACUGCCGGUAUAUUUUUGUUAAUGAUUACUUGUAGGCUUGGGUCAAAACCCAACACGACAAUUAUCACUUAAGAUAGGAAUUCCAAACACAUCUCCCGCGUAUAGUGUUAACAUGUUGUGUGGAUCUGGGCUACAAGCCAUUAUUCUUGGAUUCAAAUCGAUCAAAUAUGAUCAGAUGAAUGUGGUUGUCGCAGGUGGAAUGGAAAGUAUGUCAAAUGCCCCACAUACUUCCAAUCUCAGAAAGUCUGUCAAAUUUGGUUCUGUUGAGUUUACAGACACUGUACUGAAUGAUGGGCUCAUGUGUGCCAUGAGUAAAGUUCACAUGGGUGUCACUGCUGAGCAUGUAGCUAAGAUUGCCAACAUAACACGGGUAGAGCAGGACGAAUUUGCUUUUAAUUCUCAACAAAAAUGUGGAAAUGCUAUGAAAAUGGGGUUUUUUAAUUCUGAGAUUGUUCCUAUUACAAUAUCUGUCAGUCGAUCUGAAAAUAAAAUGAUAACACAAGAUGAAUUUCCCAAGCCUAAUACAACAAUUGAAGCUUUGGGGGCGUUAAAGCCCUGUUUCGUCAGAGAUGGGAGCGGAACGGUGACCCCGGGGAAUGCCUCUGGAAUAAAUGAUGGAUCUGCAGCCGUCGUUUUAAUGAAUCAUAAGCAAGUUGAACGAAGAGGUUUAAAGCCUAUUGCCGAGAUUAUUUCAUAUGCAUCUGUCGGUUUGGAGCCAAUGGAAAUGGGUUUAGGCCCUGUCCCUGCUGUUAGGAUGGCGAAUUGCGCCAAAGCACUUGUUGUCAAAAAUAAUUCACGACGUCAAUUAUUUACAGAAAUUGGAUAUCCACCCGAGCCCAUUGUAACUAGAUGGGGUAGUUGGUUAAAUGCUGCUGACUAUUAUGCAAAAAAUUUAACACAAAUCAUCAAUAUUUGUAAUGGUAUAGAAGAGGAAUCUUUAUUGAUACAAAGAGCAAAGGAAUCCGUUAUGAAUGAAUUUCUUCAUACGAAUUUAGAAGAAAUAAGCCGGGAAUAUCAUUUAUUAACAGAUAUUUUAAUGGAAAUUGAUUCUAAUAAAUUCACUAUUUCAAGAGAGUAUCAUUUUUUAAAAAAUGUUGAUUUUAAAGAAGAUUCCUGCAAAAUUUGA
Octopus sinensis (East Asian common octopus) is the source of this 1312-nucleotide messenger RNA. RefSeq names its product acetyl-CoA acetyltransferase, cytosolic-like. Gene Ontology annotation, molecular function: acetyl-CoA C-acetyltransferase activity. The transcript is spliced from 7 exons. Gene Ontology annotation, biological process: fatty acid beta-oxidation. The coding region runs from base 299 to 1312 and encodes 337 amino acids. The record is from RefSeq and is a predicted model, not a curated record. NCBI's taxonomy places the organism in Eukaryota, Metazoa, Mollusca, Cephalopoda, Octopoda, Octopodidae.